AUGCAUCAUAGCGGCCUUCUUCUCGCCACGAACCAUGAGCAGCCAGGCAGGUAUAGCGUCCAAGAGCUCCGGGGCGAUGGGAUCAUCUCGAGGGUUUCCCUAAUGCGCGACAAAACUCGCCGCCCUAUCCAUGUCACGAUCGAUGCCUUUACUGUGAACGGCUGGGUCGACAUUCUGACCUUCGAAACGAUGGCCGAGAUCGAGGUGUGCGGCAUCCACCUGGGGGUGUUCCACGGCGUCGCCAGCCAAACGCUGCAGAUCGACCUAGACCUACAACUGGUGUGCGGGAGCUUGAAACUGGAAAUGAACGCUUUUGACGAGAUCUGGGUCCACGUCGAUACUGUGUCGGGAGAGAAGGGGAAAGCUCUGGAGGCUUUGAACUGCAAGCGAUCAGUGCUGGCGCAGCAUCUGCAGGUGCUUCCCUGCGAGCCAUGGGUCCCGGUUAGAUAA
Messenger RNA from Aspergillus melleus, 450 nucleotides. RefSeq lists its product as uncharacterized. The record is from RefSeq and is a predicted model, not a curated record. The coding region runs from base 1 to 450 and encodes 149 amino acids. The transcript is spliced from 3 exons. Lineage: Eukaryota; Fungi; Ascomycota; Eurotiomycetes; Eurotiales; Aspergillaceae.